ACUAACUCGUCUGGCCGCUGUGAUUGCCCGCACUCAGCCUGACAAACAGCUGCACACCAUUUAGAAAAAAAACUUUCCUCCAAACUCCUCAAGUCUGGAUGUUUUUUUUUGACCGUCUGUAACUUUCAGAGUUUUUUAUCUGUGGAUAUUCAGCUGAAGAAAAGUCUUGCACCGCUGGAUUCUCGGUUUGCGUAAUGCUGAGGCGUCCUCUCUUCAACAUCUGGAUUAACUAUUUGGAGUCAGAGCUCGCGGCCCUGCACACUCCUCUGCCUGUGUAUCCUCUCUUUAUGGAAAGACUGCUCCUUCUUUCUGGAAUUUAACUUCUUUGAUAACCCGAGGUCGUGGAUAGAUUAUGUAUUCUUUAAAAUGGGUGCGAACAAUGGAAAACUGUAUGGAAGCGAGGGUAAAGGCAGCUCUAGCAUCUCCUCUGACAUAAGUUCGAGUACAGAUCACACACCAACUAAAGCUCCAAAGAAUGUUGCUACCACCGAAGGUUUGGACUCCAGCACACGCACUCUAAGCACCCCCAGCCCUGGUCUCAUCCUCCCAUCUAAGUCCUCCUCUCUCUCCUCUCCAGCCCUCUCCAGCAAUGGCCAUGAGACCAACUCCUCUUCCUCGUCUUCCGCCCCCGCAGAGACCGUCGCUGUCGUCCACUCUCAACCUGGCACUCACACACGCUCCCGCCAGUCCAAAGCCCACCACCACGCCCCCAUCGACCUCCUCCCGGACCACACCCUCCUGCAGAUCUUCUCCCACCUCUCUACCAAUCAGCUCUGCCGCUGCGCCCGCGUAUGCCGCCGCUGGUACAACCUGGCGUGGGACCCCAGGUUGUGGAGUACGGUUCGGCUGACGGGUGAGGUGCUCCACGUGGACCGUGCCAUCAGGGUGCUGACCCACCGGCUGUGCCAGGACACCCCGAACGUGUGUCUGACCCUGGAGACGGUGGUGGUGAACGGGUGCAAGAGGCUGACUGACCGCGGACUGCAUGUGGUGGCUCAGUGCUGCCCGGAGCUGCGUCGCCUGGAGGUUUCUGGAUGCUAUAACAUCUCUAAUGAGGCGGUGUUUGAGGUGGUGUCCCGCUGCCCCAACCUGGAACACCUGAACCUCUCAGGCUGCUCUAAGGUCACAUGUAUCAGCCUCACCCAGGAGGCCUCGCUCCAACUGUCCCCUCUACACGGCCAGCAGAUCUCCAUCCACUUCCUGGACAUGACUGAUUGUUUUUCCCUCGAAGACGAGGGCUUGCGAACUAUCGCCUCCCACUGCCCCCGCCUGACACAUCUGUAUCUGCGGCGCUGCACCAGACUGACGGAUGAGGCCCUGCGCCACCUGGCUCUCCACUGCCCCUCAAUACGGGAGCUAAGUCUCAGUGACUGCCGCUUGAUUGGGGAUUUCGGCCUGCGUGAGGUGGCCCGCUUGGAGGGCUGCCUGCGCUACCUGAGUGUGGCCCACUGCACUCGCAUAACGGAUGUAGGCAUGCGCUAUGUGGCGCGAUACUGCCCAAGACUGCGCUACUUAAAUGCCAGGGGUUGUGAAGGGCUGACAGACCACGGCUUGAGCCACCUAGCGAGGAGCUGCCCCAAACUCAAGUCCCUGGAUGUGGGUAAGUGCCCGCUCGUGUCGGACAGCGGGCUGGAGCAGCUGGCAAUGUACUGCCAAGGCCUGAGGCGAGUGAGUCUCAGGGCGUGCGAGAGUGUGACGGGCAGAGGACUCAAAGCUCUGGCUGCAAACUGCUGCGAGCUGCAGCUUCUCAACGUGCAGGACUGCGAGGUGUCGCCGGAGGCUCUGCGGUUUGUCAGGCGCCACUGCCGGCGCUGCGUCAUCGAGCACACAAACCCCGCUUUCUACUGAAGCCCGGGAGUUUCUGGACUCGUCCUCUGACAAGUGGAUGUUGUAAUAAUCCUGCUCUGGAGUUGGCAGAGUUCAGCGGCUGAUGUGUCAGAAGUGGUUUUAAAAGCUGGUGUGCAAUACUGACCAGAACUUAUCUCUUCAAACCGCUCGGUGGCUGUUAAUGCUGUCCUUUGAAAAUACUUCCACAGAAUGUAUUUAACAUAUUUAUCUGUAGAGAGGCAGAAAGCGCGGUAUCUUACCUUUUUCAACACCAACAUUUACAAUGUAACAACAUGCUACAGCACUGAGCACUGGGUACAGUUGUGUCACCAUUUAAAAGCAUUAUGUAAUUUUAAAUGUCAUCACCUUACAACCCCAACCCUAAUCAUUAGCAUUCAGUACUACAUCUAUUUAUAAACAGCAAGUAUCUUAAGACUGAACCACUAAGAAUGUAGCAACCGAGCAGCAACUAAAGCAGAUCUGAGUUCAGAUUCUCUCACUUUCUAUAUGAUGUGUUCAUUUGCACUUUACGCAACUGUGCUGACAAUCACACACAACUGAGCUCAAAGAGUCCUCUUUAAGCCAGCUGGAUUUAGGAGUUACGAUUAGCCAGAGGACCUGAUACUGCCAAAGAGAAACACACUUUAAUGGGAUCAUUGUUGAAAAUAAACAAGAACACAUUGCUGCUAUAACUGUGCCAAUAAAGAAUCCUUCAAAAUCCUC
Molecule: messenger RNA, 2550 nt
Organism: Notolabrus celidotus (New Zealand spotty)
Lineage: Eukaryota; Metazoa; Chordata; Actinopteri; Labriformes; Labridae
Product: F-box/LRR-repeat protein 7-like
Exons: 4
Coding region: 367-1848 (493 amino acids)
Molecular function (GO): protein binding
Source: RefSeq, a predicted model, not a curated record